This is a messenger RNA of Medicago truncatula (barrel medic), 4032 nucleotides long. RefSeq names its product putative disease resistance RPP13-like protein 1. Lineage: Eukaryota; Viridiplantae; Streptophyta; Magnoliopsida; Fabales; Fabaceae. The record is from RefSeq and is a predicted model, not a curated record. The transcript has 2 exons. Gene Ontology annotation, molecular function: ADP binding. Bases 75 to 1670 code for a protein of 531 amino acids.
UUCCACACUGAUUUUCUUGUUAGCCAAUUUCUACUUUGUCAUCAUCCUAUUGAACCAAGAAAAAACAUACAUACAUGGCUGCUGCAUUUGUAGGAGAAGCAUUCCUUUCGGCUUCGGUAGAGGUGCUAUUAAACAAGAUCGUUUCCAACGAGUUUUUAAAUUUCUUUCAUAGCAAGGAACUUGAUGUUUCACUCCUCAAAAAGCUGAAAAUAACACUGUUAAGUCUUCAAGCUGUGUUGAAUGAUGCUGAGGAGAAGCAAAUCACCAACCCUGCUGUCAAAGAAUGGCUGGAUGAGCUCACACAUGUUGUUUUUGAUGCUGAUGAUUUGCUUGAUGAGAUCAACACUGAGGCUUUGCGGUGGAAAAUCGAAGGUUGCCCUCAAAGUCAAACCAUCAUUGAUCAGGUCAUAUAUCUUUACUCUUCUCCUUUUAAACGGUUUCCGGAAGCUAUCUAUUCUAGAAUACAUGAAUUGUUUCAGAGAUUAGAGCAUUUUGCAUUGCAAAAAGACAUCCUGCAACUUAAACAAGGUGUUUCCAAUAGUAUUUGGUAUGGAAAUCCUACAAGUUCUGUUGUUGUUGAUGAAUCUUCUAUUUGUGGUAGAGAUGAUGAAAAGAAGAAACUUAAAGAGUUUUUGCUUUUAGAAGAUGGUAGUGUAAGUGGAAGUAAAAUAGGAGUGAUUUCCAUUGUAGGCAUGGGAGGGCUUGGAAAAACAACACUAGCUAAACUCCUUUUCAAUGAUCAUGAAGUAGAAGACAAUUUUGAUCUUAAAGCUUGGGCAUAUAUUUCAAAGGAUUUUGAUGUUUGUAGGGUUACUAAAGUAAUUCUUGAAUCUAUUACUUUUAAACCUGUAGACACAAAUAACCUCAACAUUCUACAAGUGGAAUUGCAACAAAGCUUAAGAAAUAGGAGAUUUUUACUUGUACUAGAUGAUAUUUGGGAUGGAAGCUAUGUUGAUUGGAAUAAUCUAAUGGACAUUUUUAGUGCUGGUGAAAAGGGAAGUAGAAUCAUUGUCACGACACGAGAUGAAAGUGUUGCAAGGUCUAUGCAAACCUCUUUUCCUAUCUACCAUUUGCUGCCUUUGGCGAGCGAAGAUUGCUGGUCUUUACUUGCCAAACAUGCAUUUGGACCAUAUAAUUGCAGAAACCGGUCGAACCUAGAAUUUAUUGGCAAAGAAAUUGUGAAAAAGUGUGAUGGCUUACCAAUAGCUGCAGUAGCACUAGGCGGUCUUCUUCGAUCCGAGUUAUCAGAAAAUCGCUGGAACAAGGUAUUAAAAAGCAACAUUUGGGAUUUACCAAAUGUUAAGGUGCUUCCGGCUUUGCUAUUGAGUUAUCAUCAUCUACCUUCUCCUUUAAAGCAAUGUUUCACUUAUUGUUCGAUUUUUCCUAAGAACUUCAUCUUAGAAAAACAGAUGGUGGUUCAGCUGUGGAUUGCAGAAGGCUUUGUACACCAGUCCAAAAGUGGAAAAACUAUGGAAGAAGUGGCUGAUGAAUACUUUGAUGAACUAGUAUCGAGGUCACUUAUACAUCGAUGGUCAGUCAAUGAUUGUGUACACUACAAAAUGCAUGACCUCAUUAAUGAUUUAGCUACAAUGGUUUCAUCUUCAUACUGUAUCAGGUAUGGCGACCGAAAGUUACAAGAAAGUGUCGAAAGAGUACGUCAUUUGUCAUAAAACAAAGGCAAGUAUAACUCUUUCAAUAAAUUUGACAGCCUCUAUGAAUCGAAACGCCUUCGAACAUUCAUAUCGUUACCAGUAAGACUAGAGUGGCUACCAGACCAACAUUAUGCUAAAUAUUUCUUAUCAAACAAGGUUUUACAUGACUUGUUAUCAGAAAUACGACCUCUACGGGUAUUGUCCUUGUCAUACUACCUUAAUAUCACCGAUCUGCCUCAAUAUCUUGGAAACUUGAUUCAUCUCCGAUAUCUGGAUCUUUCCAACACUAAAAUUCAAAGGUUGCCAUAUGAAACAUGCAAGCUCUACAAUUUGCAGACUUUGUUGUUGUCCAGAUGUUGGUUACUAAUUGAAUUGCCUGAGGAUAUGGGAAAUUUGAUCAAUCUAAGACACCUUGAUAUUUGUGGCACAAACUUGAAGUACAUGCCUUCACAAAUAGCCAAACUACAAAAUCUUCAAACUUUGUCUGCCUUUAUUGUCAGCAAAUCGCAAGACGGUUUGAAGGUUGGAGAGCUAAAAAACUUCACCAAUCUACAAGGUAAACUUUCCAUUUCAAAACUACAAAAUGUUACUGAUCCCUUUGAAGCUUUUCGAGCCAAUUUGAAAAGCAAAGAGAAAGUUGAUGAGUUAUCGUUAGAAUGGGAUUACGGUGCUACUUUGGAUACACAAAUUGAAAGACUUGUACUUGAACAACUACAACCUCCUUCAAGUUUGAAGAAACUAACCAUAAAAUCCUAUGGUGGAACUAGCUUUCCGAAUUGGUUUGGUGAUUCUUCAUUUGCUCAUAUGGUGUACUUGUGCAUAAGUGAUUGUGAUCAUUGUUGGUCACUUCCACCACUUGGACAACUACUUGGUCUCAGGGAACUAUACAUUUCUGGUUUUGCGCUUCAGAGAUAUGCCAGAGUGGGAGGACUGGAACUUGAUUGGAGAUACAACAACAGAUUUUCCAAAUUUGUUACAUCUAUCUCUAAAGGAUUGUCCAAAACUUAAAGGAACCUUACCUAUAAACCAAAUUUCCUCAACUUUUGAAUUAUCUGGCUGUCCUCUAUUGUUUCCUAACUCAAUGUUAUACUUCACAGAAAACAUACCAACAAACUUUCAUUCAUCACUUGUGCUCAACUGCACCAACUUGAUCCUAGACUUAACCCUCUCGAGAAUUCCUUCCUCGGCUUCAUUCCCUAGAGACGGUCUACCUACAACUUUGCGGUCACUCACUUUACGUGAUUGUGAGAAUCUAGAAUUCCUUCCUCAUGAAUCUUUGUGUAAUUACAAAUCACUUGAGGAAUUGGAAAUACACAAUAGUUGUCAUUCAUUGACAUCUUUUACUCUAGGCUCUCUUCCUGUGCUCAAAAGUCUUAGAAUUAUGCGUUGUGAACAUCUGAAACUCAUUUCAAUUGCGGAAAAUCCAACACAAAGUCUCUUGUUUCUUCAGUAUUUGAGCAUACGUUCUUGUUCUGAACUUGAGUCGUUUUCCACAAAUGAAUUUAGUGCGCACCUAAUCUUACCUAUUUGAAUGUGUCAAUGUGUGACAAGCUUAAUUCACUUCCAGAACCAAUCAAUAUUUUCACUGGCCUAAAACAAUUAACUAUUCAAAAUCUUCCAAAUCUUGUGUCUUUUGCAAAUGAAGGUUUACCUAUCAAUUUACGAAGUUUAAACGUCUGCAGUCGCGGAAGUUCUUGGACAAGAGCUAUCAGUGAGUGGAUUUUGCAAAGGCUCACUUUUCUUACAACAUUGCGCAUUGGAGGUGAUGAUCUUUUGAAUGCACUUAUGGAAAUGAAUGUGCCAUUGCUUCCAAAUUCUCUGGUGUCACUAUACAUAUAUAAUCUUCUUGAUGUAAAAUGCUUGGAUGGAAAGUGGCUGCAGCAUCUCACAUCUCUUGAAAACCUUGAGAUUGCAUACUGUCGAAAACUCGAAUCCUUGCCAGAAGAGGGACUUCCUUCUUCUCUUUCUGUAUUGACCAUCAAGAAGUGUCCUUUACUGGAAGCAAGUUGCAAAAGCAAUGGAGGGAAAGAGUGGCCUAAAAUUUCUCACAUUCCAUGUUUAAUUAUCAACAGACAAGUGAUCAUAUGAGUGACUAGGUGAGGUGAGUCCUUGUUUGUUUUUUGCCAUCAUCAUGUAUUAACUUUCUAAAAAUAUUCAGUUUUCAAUUUCUAAAAUCUGUGUUUAUAAAUUCCUAAGAAGUAUAUGGAAGACAAAUGUAGUCAAUAAUUGUGAUAGAGACAAGUGAUCUUAUUCGUUUUAAUAAAGUUUCUUAAAACACUAUUUUCAUUAGUCUCUUAAAGAAAUAAUGAAAAUAGUGUUUUGACUACUGAACUAUUGUAAACGAAAAUGGUGAGCGAAAUGUUGAAUUUCCAUUCUCUUA